Drosophila persimilis is the source of this 1549-nucleotide messenger RNA. It is a transcript of the gene ITP, whose product is annotated as ion transport peptide. Gene Ontology annotation, cellular component: extracellular region. The transcript is spliced from 3 exons. Lineage: Eukaryota; Metazoa; Arthropoda; Insecta; Diptera; Drosophilidae. Gene Ontology annotation, molecular function: neuropeptide hormone activity. The record is from RefSeq and is a predicted model, not a curated record. Gene Ontology annotation, biological process: circadian rhythm. Bases 761 to 1123 code for a protein of 120 amino acids.
AUGUACGUACGUGUUUGUUAGUGUGUGUGGUGAUUCCCUCCUGGCACUGAAUGUCACUAAAUGCGCCCGCCCGCCCCCACAACAGGCAGCUUCUUUAUCGCGAGUGAUAGAAAGAGAGAAAGAGUGCACGAGAGGAGGAGUGUGUAAGUGAGUGAGAGUGGUUUCGUCGCGCUCUGUGUCUAUGAGUGUGAGUGUGGCUGUGGUGCGUGUAGAUCUGUCGCGUCCCCCUUCCCCACCCCCCAACAAUCAUUCAACAAACAAUUUUCAUUCAUUGCUCCCCCGCUCGGUCCAAGCGGCGAUUCUGCUUUGCCUCUUCUCUGAUCUGCUCUGAUCUUCUCUGCUCUGCUCUGCUCUGUCCCCAAAGCCACGCACAAACCGACAUCAGAUAAGAGGAGAGAGAGAGAGAGGAAGAGAGGAAGAGAGCAAAAGAGAGCCACGCGGCGUGUGAACAAAAAGUGCUCUCGUCUCCGGCGACCAUAGAACAGUGGGUUGCAUAGAUAGUGCCCGGGCCACGCCCCCCUAUGACGCCUCUUAGGCGUUAUCAGCGCACACAUAAAGACCUGACCAAAAUCCACACAAAAUGGCGAUGAACCCGAGUGCCAGAGAAACACCGCAGGCCUGAAACACUGAAACUGCCGUCGGUUCGGCUCCCACAAACCACCAUCACCCCCACACCCGGGUGUCCGCCCCGGGAGGAGCGAUAAGCAAUCGAAAAGUUUGGAGCCCAUAGCUCGCAUCGAACCCGAAACAAGCGCCUAAGAUGUGUUCCCGCAACAUAAAGAUCUCGGUGGUGCUGUUUCUCGUCUUGAUACCAAUCUUCACAGCCUUGCCACACAACCACAAUCUGUCGAAGCGCAGCAACUUCUUCGAUCUGGAGUGCAAGGGGAUCUUCAACAAGACCAUGUUCUUUCGACUGGAUCGCAUCUGCGAGGACUGCUAUCAGCUGUUCCGCGAGACGAGUAUACAUCGGUUAUGCAAGAAAGACUGCUUUGAUUCAAAAUGGUUUGGCGAGUGCCUGAAAGUGCUGCUCAUACCAGAAGAAGAGGUAUCGAACUUGCAGCACUUUCUGAGGGUAGUGAACGGUUCGCCCAUAUCCUUCAACAUGACGCCGGGCCAAACAUAACUCUAAGAUCCUGAACACCCCCACAGAGAUCAAGAGCCCGAACAAAAACAAACAAAUUUAAUAAUUUAAAACGCCCAAAUUUAAUUCGUACUUAUUUAUUACUGUAGGCCUUACAGUUUAUACUAUAUGUGUUUUUUUAAAAACGAAUUACUUUUAUUAAUUUAUUGAGAACGUUAUGCGUUUGUUGUAAGUACCAUAAAUCGUAGGGAAACCACCGCAUGGAGAUGGAGAGAUGUAGAGAUGUAGAGAAAGUAACGAUAGAGAAAGAGAGAAGGAGUGGGUGGGUGGGUGGAAGAGACUCUACCGCCUGGAAUCGAAGUAUUUAUCUAUAAGUAUUCCUAGCUUGUUUUAUUAUUAUUAUUAUAAUUAAUAUUAUUGCGUUAUGCGUUCUGUAUAUACAAUAAACAAAAGAUAUCCAUUGUUUUA